Molecule: messenger RNA, 1469 nt
Organism: Merops nubicus (carmine bee-eater)
Lineage: Eukaryota; Metazoa; Chordata; Aves; Coraciiformes; Meropidae
Gene: STRADB
Product: STE20-related kinase adaptor beta
Exons: 11
Coding region: 1-1251 (416 amino acids)
Biological process (GO): protein phosphorylation
Molecular function (GO): protein kinase activity; protein serine/threonine kinase activator activity; ATP binding
Source: RefSeq, a predicted model, not a curated record
AUGUCUUGUUUGGACUGUUCCUGUAUUCUGCGUACACCAGUUGAAGCAAUCAGACCAGAAGAGCUAUCACAGAGCAGUGCCCAUGAGUGCCUGGCUGAUUCUGAUCUAGCCUGGAUUCCCCCAUCUACAGGAAGGAAUGAAAUGGUAUUUUGCUCUUCAAAUGUCUCUCACUAUGAACUUCAGCUGGAAAUAGGAAGGAGGUUCAACAACUUAACUUCAGUCUACCUUGCACGGCAUACACCCACAGGCAUGCAGGUUGCUGUGAGGAUCACAGACCUAGAAAAUUGCUCUGAAGAGCAUUUGGAAGCCUUACAGAAUGAGGUGAUUUUAUCCCACUUUUUCCAGCAUCCCAACAUAAUGACACUUUGGACAGUAUUUACAGCUGGUAGUUGGCUUUGGGUCAUCUCCCCAUUCAUGGCCUAUGGUUCAGCUAGACACUUGCUGAAGACUUACUUUCCAGAAGGAAUGAGUGAAGCAUUGAUAGGGAACAUUCUGUUUGGUGCAAUCAGAGGACUAAAUUACAUGCACCAGAAUGGCUACAUCCACAGGAAUAUUAAAGCUAGCCACAUUCUGAUUUCAGGGGAUGGGCUGGUUUCUCUCUCUGGCUUAAACAACCUCUACAGUUUAGUCAACAAUGGGCAAAAGUCAAAGGUGGUCUAUGAUUUCCCCCAGUUCAGCACAUCGGUGCUUCCUUGGCUGAGUCCUGAGCUACUGAGACAGGAUUUGUCUGGGUAUAACAUGAAGUCUGACAUUUACAGUGUGGGAAUUACAGCAUGUGAAUUAGCCAAUGGACACGUUCCAUUUCAAGAUAUGCCUCGCACUCAGAUGCUGCUGCAAAAGCUGAAAGGUCCCACAUACUGUCCUUGGGAUACAAACACCUUUCCCCGUGGGGAAUCCAGGAUGAAGAAUUCCCGAUCAGGUGUUGAUUCUGGAAUUGGUGAGAGCAUGACACGCACAAUGACCAGUGAAAGACUGCAAAUUCCCUUCUCCAAAACAUUUUCACCUGCUUUCCACAACUUGGUAGAACUUUGCUUGCAACAGGACCCUGAGAAAAGGCCAUCUGCAAGCAGUUUGCUUUCGCAUACGUUCUUCAAACAGAUAAAAGAGCAAACUCAGAAUUCACUGCUGUCUCUAUUACCACCUCCUGCUCAAAAUAACAGAUCGGAGUUCUUGGCACUGCCCUCAACAGCCAUGGGGACUGAACUUGGACAUAUUACUGCAAAUCAGGAUGACACAGACUGGGAAUUCUAAAUAAGCACCAAACAAUCGUACCUCUCCUGUGCUUCAAAGAAGGAAAAUGUGACACGUAUUUGCUGCUUUAGUUUGUAUGGUUAAAAUAGUCAGACAAGGUAUACUUGAAAGUGCCAUUGAAGUGGCCACGUUUCAUUAACUACUUCCUCUGUUGGCAUCAUGAAGUGCAGCGUGCUUCACUUUCUGAUCAUAAAACUGUAUGUAGGGAAUGGCUGAAU